AUGGAUACACAAAGCCAGAAGCAGAUUUCAAAUGAACUCAAGGGGCCAGUUCAAGCUCUGACAGAAGAAAAUGUGAGUACCAUUUCUCUUUAAGGAAAGAUUUUACUUCUUGUGGGCAUUUGAGCAAGUUUAACAGCUUAUUGUUAAAAAGGAAAUUCAUAAAUUUAGUAGAAUCUCAAAAAGAGCCGACAGUAAAAACUGAAAAUGUUUGGAGUGUGUCUUGCCACCUCAUUGUAAAGUGUUUCUGUUUACCCAACUUUAGCUGCAGCUGCGUGACAAUAAUGAGCGUCUCCUCAUCAAAGUGGGCUACCUGGAAAGCAGACUGGGCCACCUGGCGAGCUCAAACACAGACCUCUCCAGUAGGCUUGUACAAAGCGAGGAAAACAACCUGAAGGUAUAGAACUGUGGUAUGAAUCAUGCAGAGACAGUUUGGCUCUAAGUUUGGUAUGUUUGUCCAUAGAGUACAAGAUUUAGUUUGCUUUUCACACUUUUCAGAUGUCUAAGGAGCUUGUAGAAGAGAAACUUCAGACAAACAAGAUAAGAGAGAAGUUUGAAGAAGAGACUUUUGAACUGAAAAACAAGGUGAAGAUUUGCUUGACAUGAUUAAUUAAUCAUUGCAUAUUCAUUAAAGCAAAAGUACAGUGCAACAAAAAAAGGCCAAAAUUCUAUAUUGCUCUCUCCUUUCUCCUGGUCAGAUACUGAACCAGGCUGGUGUUAUAACAGAGUUGGAAAUAGAGCGGGACAAAUUGUCCAGGGAUCUCCAGUCAGCUGAGGCUCUUCUAAAAGCAGGAGAGAAGAGUGGCCUAGACCUGACAGAGGAGCAUGCCACUCUGAAAAAGAACUACCUCGCUCUGACUGAGGCCCAUAAUAAGGAACUGGCUCAGAGUGAAGAGCUUGGUGCUGAGCUGCUGGCUCUGGCCCAGGCUCAGGACACCCUCCGUAGGCAGGUUGAGGAGCAGCAGCAAAGUGCAAAAACCACCACACAGGACCUACAUGGAGAGCUGGAAAGGGUGCGAGCCGUGAUCAGCCGCAUGUCACAAAACAGAGUCAAGGUGAGAAAGGAGCAGGUGUAUUAAGACUCAUUGAGACUCCCUGGCUUCACUCUUGAGUUCUUGAGAAUUUUUUCAUAGUUGUAGCAAUAGUAUAUAGAAAAAUUGACAAAUGGUUGGAAGUUCCAACACAAUUACAACAUGUUCCAUUAAAUAAUAGUAGAAUACACAUGAUUUCACUAUUCUCCAAACAAGCUAAGGAGAUAUUUGAUAACAAUUCACUUCAUCUUUGGAUGAAACUCAUAUAUUCCACUUAGUUUCACAUUUUAAACUUAAACGUAGACAAAAGUUCAAGAUGUGAAACAUCUCAUCUGACAUUUUCUAUCUAAAACCUUGAAUUUUCAUAACAACAAUGCUCUAACAGCUUGAGGAUCUGGCAGCUCUGGAUAAGGAGCAGAAAGUUAUGGAAAAAAAUGUAAGUAUAUUCAUGUCUCCUUCUUUAGAGUAGACAUGUAAGACAUGUGUGUUAUGGGGUUCAUGUAUAAGCUCUAACUACACUGUCAUCUCAUCUCAUUUAGCUUCUUGGAAACCAAGACGAGAUCAAAGAAAUGCUAGCAAAAAUGAAAAACAGCUACGAGGAUCAGCAGAAGAAACUGGAGAUGAAAGUGUGAGGGUUAUUUACUGUGCACAAGCUGUACUAGUGAAGCGUGAUUAUCAAUUUCCAGUCACCAAUCAGCCAAAGCCAGUUCAGGAUGUACAUAAUGUCUGUCUCAUGCUCCUUUCUUUAAUCUUUUUCUGUGCUAUGGCUGUGUGUGGUGUGUGUGAUGUGGUCCUUUUGGUUGCCCCCUGUGAUGUGGCUAACUGUGGGUUCUGGUCACCUCUCUUGUGGUUACGUCUGUGUUUGGUCAUCAGGGUAGCAAUGGGUAAAGAGCAGCAGGAAAACAGGAGAGUGAUCUGUGACAGUCAGCAAAAACUAUCCGAGCAGAGUGCGGUGAGCAGGAAAAAUCCCCUACUGAUCCUCUAAACUACUUCCAGAUGUUGUCAUAACCUCUAAAUAAAACAUACAAAUAAAGUUCAAAAUGAGAGCAGCAACAAUAUAAAUGUGUAAAAACAUGUUUAAAUGAAAUUUUCAUCUUUGCUUUCAAGGCUCUGAUGUGGUGUCACAGCCAGGUGAAGGGGGUAGAGGAAGAGAAUUCAAAGCUGCAGCUCCAAGUCAAAGAGCUGAAUGAGGAAUAUCGUGGAAGACUUGUAAGGUAUUUGCAGGAUAUAUCUGUAAGUAUUCUUAGGAUGUAUUCCCCACACUGGUUUUAAAUUGGUGCCAGUUCUACCACAGCACAAGAUAAAGCAGUUUCUAAUACAACAUUUGUCCACUCUUCACAUGUUCAGGAGUAUAUUGAUGACCUUGGAGAAAGUAAAAGCCCUGCAGAGGCCUCUAAGAUGAGAACAUUUGUGGACAGCAUGCUCCAAGAUGUUCGUUCCUCUCACAGAGUCAGAGAGCAGCAGCUUGCCUCUGCAGCUCGCUCCUAUAAGAAAAGACUUCAGAAGAUGACCAAGGCCCAUCAUGCUCUCUUCAUUGCCUACAGGUGAGACUUCCCUGAGCAUUUUAGUGUUGUCCAUGCUUUCACUUAUCGACACACCACCUCUUUUGCUGACUUGUUUGUCAUUUAUAUUAGUGUGUGACAUAAUGAGUCAACAUGUAGAGGGUCCAACAGGAGCUGGCUGUAAGUAAAAGUAUCACGACCUUCUGGAGCAGACAUCAACAUAUCAGCCAUUUCUCUUUGGUCUCUUUUUGAGGGUCUGACCCUGUUGUUUGAAAGCAGAUGGCCUACAUCUCUUUAACAAUUCUUGAAAAUAAAGUUCUGGAAAGUAAUGGAUUAAAGUCAACUCUAGUACACUAUUACCUUCAGGGUUCAGCGGGAGCAGAUCGUCCUCAAACCAGAGAGUGGCCUUGAACCUGGACCUCCUGAAACACACUUUAUUCUGGAGCUCACUGAGCCCAGGGAUGAAACAGAGAAAGAGAUUCAGCAGCUCUGUCAGGAAAAGGUGAGACUGGAAUCAAGGCAGCAGGAAACUGGGGAAUAGGUAACACACAAGAAAGAGAUUCCCUCUAAGAAGUGGAUUGAUCUGCUUUUGUUUUGUCUGGUGUUUGCUUGUGUUUGUUCUGUGUGGAUCCUGUUCUUUUUUCAAGCUUCCUUAACAGUUUGUGGGUGUGGUAUUUAAACAAUAAAAUACUUCUUUUCAUGUUAUGCUUCUGAUCUUUAUUCAAUGCUUUUAUUUUCUUUUUACACCCAUUUAUGUGUGCUGGGUAUCUGAACUUUCACUCUGGCUUUUUGUCUUCCAGGGAUCUGUCCUCAAAAUGCCUGUUCAGAAUGAAGGCUGUCAGGAGUAAGUGUCAUUUUUGUUUUGACAAAUGUGUUCAGCUGUGGAUUGUGUCGUGAAAAAAAAAUCUCAUGAAAAAUGUAACUUUAUCAGGCUGUUGAAACUGCAGCAGAUUUGCGGCGAAUCCUGGUCGGACAUGAGCAAACAGCUGAAGCAGAUGACAGACUCCACACUGGUAAACAAAUGCCCCUCAAACAAUCCGAAUCCACAAAUUACUGAAAAAUAUUGCAAAGUAAAACAUUUAUUUUGUCCAAAUUAAGAUGAUAUAAAGAUAAUUUUUACAUCUGAACAGGUGGGCUUAGAAAAGGAGCGUGCCCUCCUAAUCUCCAGGGCAACAGCUGCAGAGGCGCAGGUAUCUGAGCUGCAGGACUACAUUGACAAUCACCUGGGCAGGUCAGGAAGUCACUUAACUUGUAAAUAAUGUGAUUUUCACUGUAAGUAGGGUAUUAUACUGAGCUGUAAUAUCACCCACAGGUUCAAAGAGGAGAUCUCACAUCUGUGCAGGCUGCGUGGAAAACAGGAGACGAGAUGUUCCCAAAGUGCUAAUUCAACUCUCCAUUGAGGAAUUUGGUCUGAAAACAAAACCUUUUUGUGUAUUUCAAUAUAAUGAUGCAAUGUUGUAACUGUCAUGCACAUUAAGCUGAAAAUUAAAAUAUUUAAGUCUUA
Xyrichtys novacula (pearly razorfish) is the source of this 4034-nucleotide messenger RNA. Lineage: Eukaryota; Metazoa; Chordata; Actinopteri; Labriformes; Labridae. The record is from the annotation of a GenBank genome assembly.